CUAGGCCGUCGUCCGCCGUGUGGUGCGCGCGGUUUCCAGCUCGGCUCGACGCGACGGUCCCGACGUCUCGAGGCAUGCUGUAGCCGACGCGCCCGUCCAUCCCGACAGUUUUUACCACGCCGUUACAAUCCGCCGUCGUCAUGCCCGCGUAUCAUUCGAGCUUCACCAAGAGCCAUGGCACCAUCGGGAACAUGGCGUUGCUGCCAAUCAAGACCACAUUCAGGGGUCCCGCGCCUCCCUUCAACAACAAGGAGCAGGACAUCAUCGACGAGGCGUUGUAUUUCUUCAAAGCCAACGUGUUCUUCAGAACGUACGAGAUUAAGAGCGAGGCCGACAGGGUUUUAAUCUACAUCACUCUAUUUAUUACCGAAUGCCUGAAGAAGCUGCAAAAGUGCGCGACCCAGCCGCAAGCCAUGAACGAGAUGUUUUCCCUAGCAAUCUCCAAAUUCGAUAUCCCCGGCGAUCCCGGUUUCCCCCUCAACUCUGUGUAUGCCAAACCGAGCAGCCCCGCGGAAGCUGAUCUUAUGAGACAGUACCUUCAUCAAAUCAGGCAGGAAACGGCAGUUAGGAUUGUUGAAAAAGUAUACGGCGAGGAUGGAAAGCCGAGCAAAUGGUGGCUCUGUUUUGCCAAAAAGAAAUUCAUGGACAAGUCACUGUCUGGACCCGGUCAAUGAGUUAUUUUCCUCUACGUUGUUUCGAAGGUGUGCAAGAUUGAAAAUAAAUCGGUUAAAAAAAAAA
Vollenhovia emeryi is the source of this 738-nucleotide messenger RNA. It is a transcript of the gene Arpc3A, whose product is annotated as actin-related protein 2/3 complex subunit 3. Lineage: Eukaryota; Metazoa; Arthropoda; Insecta; Hymenoptera; Formicidae. Gene Ontology annotation, molecular function: actin filament binding. The transcript has 4 exons. Gene Ontology annotation, cellular component: cytoskeleton; Arp2/3 protein complex. Bases 141 to 674 code for a protein of 177 amino acids. The record is from RefSeq and is a predicted model, not a curated record. Gene Ontology annotation, biological process: Arp2/3 complex-mediated actin nucleation; regulation of actin filament polymerization.